Molecule: messenger RNA, 1257 nt
Organism: Sinocyclocheilus grahami
Lineage: Eukaryota; Metazoa; Chordata; Actinopteri; Cypriniformes; Cyprinidae
Product: protein NLRC3-like
Exons: 4
Coding region: 1-1257 (418 amino acids)
Source: RefSeq, a predicted model, not a curated record
AUGGAGGAACAAGCUUUGUUCAUUGCCGUGGCUCAGGCGAGUCACGACCCGCUCACCUAUGCGAGGGCAUUCAUGCCGCCCGCCCUCGCCAGCUCCCUGGAUGGGGAGACCCUGGUGACGCUGUUCCGGCACGGGAUCACAUACCAUCUGCCAACAGAACUCCCAGACACCACCAACCUCGACUGGAAGAGGCGGUCAUCCGGUGUCUGGAGAGCCUCCGAUCCCGAUCCCGAUCCAGAAUCCCUCCGCCGGCCGUUCCACAGUCCUACCUCAGAGGAAUGGGCCAAGGAGGGGCUGCUGGAAGAAGAUCUGAGUGCAGAAAUCCCUCAAACUCUGACUGAAAUGUACAUCCACUUCCUGCUGAUUCAGAUCAACAUGAGGAAGCAGAAGUAUGAAGAGAGAGAUCCAGAGAAACUCCUGCAGUCCAACAGAGAAGUGAUUGUGAAACUUGCUGAAGUGGCUUUCAAACAGCUGAUGAAGGGCAAUGUGAUGUUCUAUGAGGAGGACCUGAUUGACAGUGGCAUAGACCUCACUGACGCCUCAGUGUAUUCUGGGAUUUGCACUGAGAUCUUUAAGCAGGAAUCUGUUAUUCAUCAGAGGAAAGUCUACAGCUUCAUUCAUCUGAGCUUUCAGGAGUUUCUCACUGCUUUCUAUGUGUUUUACUGCCAUUUAAUGAAGAACAUGGAGCCACUGAAGGAAUUCAGAUCUUACACAUUUUCCGGAGUAUCUCUGUAUGAUCUACUAACAUCUGCAGUAGAUAAAGCCCUCAAGAGUGAGAAUGGACAGCUGGAUCUGUUCCUGCGGUUCCUGCUGGGCGUCUCACUGGAGUCCAAUCAGAGACUCUUACAGGAUCUACUGACACACACAGAGAACAGCUCCGAGACCAUCAGAGAAACCACACAGUACAUUAAAGAGAAGAUCAAAGAUCCAGAUUAUAUUUAUUAUCUCUCAGCUGGUCAAUCCAUUAAUCUGUUCCUCUGUCUGCUGGAAGUGAAAGAUCAGACUCUGUUCAGAGAGAUUCAGGAGUUUGUGAAAUCAGACAAACACUCAGAGAAACCCUCUGAUGCUCACUGCUCAACAAUCUCCUACAUGCUUCAGAUGUCAGAGGAGCCGCUGGAUGAGUUUGAACUCAUGAAAUACAACACAUCAGAUGAGGGGAGAAGAAGACUGAUACCAGCUGUGAUCAACUGCAGAAAAGCUCUAUUUUCUGGCUGUAAUCUCUCAGAUCAGCAGUGUUUCCACAACAGCAUCCUCUGA